Molecule: messenger RNA, 1149 nt
Organism: Paramecium pentaurelia
Lineage: Eukaryota; Ciliophora; Oligohymenophorea; Peniculida; Parameciidae
Source: the annotation of a GenBank genome assembly
AUGUAAGAUCAAUUAAAACAGUAAUAGGAAUAUAAUUAAGAAAUCAAAUAAUCAAUUAGCCAAUGCGAAUAAUUGAAUCCACAAUUUGAAGACUAAUUAAAAGUCAAGGACUAGUAAUUAUUAUAAUAACAACACUAAGCAUAAACCAAAAUAUAAUAACAAUUUCUUCAAUCUUCUCCUGAAUUAAUUUAAAACUCAUUUACUUAUUAAUUCAUCGAGGAGAGUUCAAUUAGAAAAUAGGAUAAUUGUUAAGCAAUAGCUAUCAAUUCAGAUUGUUCUAUUGUAAUAGUUGGAUGUUAUGAGAAAAUUAAUGUAUUUCAAUUGAAAUAAGAUGUAUUAAAAGAAAUACAAGUUUUAAAUGAACAUUAGAGUAUUGUUAAUACUUUAUAGUUUAUGAAGAAAUCUAAAUAAUUUAUGUCUGGAAGUUAUGAUAAAUAAAUUAUAAUAUGGUCUUUGAAUGAAAACAAUAAAUGGGUUUGCUAAUAGAAAUUAAAUGGACAUAAUGGUUGGAUACUUUGUUUAUUAUUGAAUAUUAAUGAAGAUCUAAUAAUAACAGGUAGUGAAGAUAAUACUAUUAAAUUCUGGAUGAAAUAAAAUCACUACUGGUUAUGUUCAUAAACUGUUACAGACCAUAAUAACUAUGUCGUAGGAUUAAGUUUAAAUUAAAAAUAGAAUUAAUUAAUAUCAUGUGCAUGUGAUGAAUAAAUAUUAAUAAUCGAAUAAUCUUAAUAGGAUUGUAAAUGGAGUGUAGUCUAAAAGAUUAAGGUUGAAACAACUGGUUGUAGAAUAUGUUUUAUUAAUGAAAAUUCAUUCAUUUUUCAACUCUAUUGUGUAGAAUAUCUACAUUUUUAUGAAUUUAAUGAUAUUAAUAAAUAGUAUACAAAAACAAAAGAUAUUGCUAUGAAGAGUGGAGGUGAUUAUUAGUUUUUUCCAAUAAAGUUUAUCGAACCAUAAUGUCUUAUUGUAAUUAAAACGAGUAAUUAUGUGAAUUUUAUAAGGAAAAUUGGAAAUUAUGAAUUUAAAAUAGAAUAAUCAAUUUAAUUUGGAAAUUUUGAUUUAUUUGGUUGUGUGAGUGAUGAUGGGUAGUUUUUAAUUACAUGGGAUGAAGAAUCAAAAGAAAUUUAAAUUAGAAAAUAUAAUCAAAUAUGA